UCUCCUGACUCAGAGGAUGGACCCGCUUGCAGCAACCACACAGCUAGACAAGAAACAGACUUGGCAAAAAUUCUGCUCAGACUUCCAUCUGCUGACGCCCGGCUAUACCAAGGCUGCCAGAUAUCCUGCUCCCAGGCUGCUAUCAAGUUUGAGCCAGGAGUCCUUCUCACAGGAAAUUGGCUGCGAUGAUGAGGAUGUAUUUAAGGCUGUGGAUGCUGCGCUGAAGGAAUAUAAUGAUGAAAACCAAAGUGGCAACCAGUUUGUAUUGUACCGUAUAAGUAAUAUCAUCAAGAUGGGUGGCAUAGAUCCAUUUUAUUCCUUCAAGUACCAAGUCAAGGAGGGUGAUUGUCCUGUUCAAAGUGGCAAAUCCUGGCAGGACUGUGAUUACAAACAAUCUGCGGAUGCUGCCACAGGAGAAUGCACAGCCAUCGUGGGAAAAAAUAAUAGGACAUUCACUGUAGCUACCCAGACCUGCCAGAUCACUCCAGUGGGGGGACCUGCACUGAUUUCCCAGCACACCUGCCGUGGUUGCAUGUACCCCAUAUCAACAGAGGACUCCAGCGUGAAAGAAAUCCUGAAGCAUGCUAUUUCACACUUUAACAACCACAGUGCUCAUUCUCACCUCUUUGAUCUUGGAAAAGCAAAACAUGCUUAUAAACAGGUGGUAGCUGGAUGGAACUUUGAUGUUUCCUACUCAAUUCUGCAAACAAAUUGUUCCAAGGCAGACUUUCCAUUAUUAACUCCAGACUGCCAGAUCCUUUCCAAUGGCGAUAUCGGUGAAUGCACAGAUAAAGCAUCCAUGGACGUUUCGCAAAGAAUUACUUCCCUCAUACAGAAGUGUGAGACUUCUCCAGCGCUGAAUUUUCCUCUCGUGACGUGUAAAGGCUGUCCCAAAGAGAUCCCUGUUGACAGCCCAGAAUUGAAAGAGGUUCUGAAUCUUUCCAUCAAAAAGCUGAACGCAGAAAAUAAUGGAACUUUCUAUUUCAAGAUUGACAAUGUGAAAAAAGCCACAGCCCAGGUGGUGGCUGGAACGAGCUACAGAAUAGAAUUCAUGGCCAGGGAAACCACAUGUUCCAAGGAAAGUAAUACAGAGUUCACCAGUAGUUGUGAGACCAAAGAACCAGGGCAAGCUCUAAUCUGUAAUGCUAAUGUUUACAUGAGACCUUGGAUGAACGAAACCACAACGACUGUCAAGUGUGAUCCAAACACAGAGAUUAUGUUGAUGAAAAGGCCUCCAGGUUUUUCACCUUUUCGAUUGUUGGUGAUGAUGGAUGAAAGAAAAGAAACAACUGGGCUCCAAAAGUCCUGCGAGUACCAGGUCCAUCCUCGGGAGGCAGGGCCUGGAGCAGCUCCUAAGAAUGAGGCAGCACCCCCACAGCAGGCACAGUAACCCCACCAGCCCCUCUCAGCAGCCCCGAGUGCACAGACAAGAAGAUGAGAUGGAGUUUAAAGAGAGAAGAAUGUCAUUUCAUCACUCUGUUGCUGAACCAAAUAAAGUUCUGUGU
Messenger RNA from Talpa occidentalis (Iberian mole), 1505 nucleotides. RefSeq names its product kininogen-2-like. Gene Ontology annotation, molecular function: cysteine-type endopeptidase inhibitor activity. The coding region runs from base 17 to 1390 and encodes 457 amino acids. The transcript has 13 exons. Gene Ontology annotation, cellular component: extracellular region; blood microparticle. Gene Ontology annotation, biological process: negative regulation of endopeptidase activity; negative regulation of blood coagulation; positive regulation of cytosolic calcium ion concentration. NCBI's taxonomy places the organism in Eukaryota, Metazoa, Chordata, Mammalia, Eulipotyphla, Talpidae. The record is from RefSeq and is a predicted model, not a curated record.